Messenger RNA from Acanthocheilonema viteae, 819 nucleotides. Lineage: Eukaryota; Metazoa; Nematoda; Chromadorea; Rhabditida; Onchocercidae. The record is from the annotation of a GenBank genome assembly.
AUGUCAAAGUAUUUCCCGCGAUUGUUUAGUCAAUCAUCGGUAAUCGAUUCUAUCGAUGCACUUAUCGAUAGCAUUCGUAAUCAACUUUUCAUCACCACGGAUAUUUCACCACAACAAAUAGAGGUUGAAGUUGAAAAAAUGGUACAAAAAUUCUUUAUACAACUCAUACCGCCAACAUUUCUCUGUAUGACAACGGGUCCAUGCAAGUCUGUUUCACAGUCAUAUGCUAAUUGUUUGCAAAGUAAUUCACCGUUUUGGAAAACAUUCUUUGGAAUGGAACCCACUAAAAUUAGUGCUAUUUUAUGGCAAGCAAUUAUGAAAUAUCGUCUCAUCGAAAGUACCAUCGCUAAAUUACACAGAUUAGCUAUGGAAGUUGAAGUUGUUAAUAAUUCAUGCAUAAUACGGCAUGCAGAGAUGACAACAAGUUGUGCAUCAGUUUGUAUUCCAUUGAAGGAAGAAGUGAUGGAUUAUUGCAGUGAAGAUUGCAAGCAUGCAGUGCAUGAUUGUUUGCGUGAAGGUGCAAGUGAUUGGGAUAGUUUCAUAGCAAUUUUGCAAAAAUUAAUCAUCAAUUUUGAUAAAGGUUUCAUUGAGCUUGAAAAAGGUAUCAUUCAAUCUAUUUCGUAUGCAAUGGAAAUGCAAGCUCCAAUGAUUGCUAAAGCAGUGCUGAGAAAAUGUGGACGAAUCAGUUUUGCUAAAACGUCGAUCAGCAUUCGACAUAUUGAUUAUCAGAAACCGGAUUCGGUACAACAACGAGCAGUAUUUACAAUUCGACAGGUAAAGCAAAAAAAAAAUGAUUCAAAUGAUUCUAAUUUAACAUAA